CCACCACGCAUCAACGUGGACAGUCUCCAAACGUCCACAACUACCCAGAUAUGGAAGCUGUACCCUUGUUGCUAAAUAACAUGAAGGCAGACCCUCCAGAGGAUUCGUUGUCUACAGACCAUUUCCAAACACAGACUGAACCAGUGGACUUGUCAAUAAACAAAGCCAGGUCAUCCCCUACAGCAGCUUCAUCUUCGCCAGUCUCCAUAACAGCAUCAGCCUCCUCCCCUUCUUCUACUUCUUCUUCUAGUCGGCCAGCUUCAUCCCCCACAGUGAUAACAUCUGUAUCUUCAGCAGCAUCUGUACCAUCAGUAUUAACUCCAGGUCCCCUUGUGGCCUCUGCAUCUGGUGUUGGAGGCCAGCAGUUUUUGCACAUUAUCCACCCUGUACCUCCCUCAAGCCCCAUGAACUUGCAGUCCAACAAAAUGAGUCACGUGCACCGUAUACCGGUGGUCGUACAGUCGGUACCUGUUGUCUACACAGCUGUGAGGUCACCUGGGAAUAUGAACAACACUAUAGUAGUACCACUGUUGGAGGAUGGGAGGAGCCACGUCAAAGCACAAAUGGACCCCCGAGGCCUAUCUCCCAGACAAAUUAAAAGUGACAGUGAUGAUGACGACCUGCCAAAUGUGACCUUAGAUAGUGUUAAUGAAACUGGAUCUACAGCGCUCUCCAUAGCCAGAGCAGUACAAGAAGAGAGCAUGUGGGGCUGUGCCAGGUCAGCUGUUAACCCUUUUCGUUUUUUCAACUCCAGUUCAAUUUCACCGUUCAGUAUUGAGAGCACAAGACGUCAGAGAAGGUCUGAGUCUCCCGACUCCAGGAAGCGGCGCAUCCACCGAUGUGACUUCGAGGGGUGCAACAAAGUGUACACAAAAAGUUCACACCUGAAGGCUCACCGGAGGACACACACAGGAGAAAAACCCUACAAAUGUACCUGGGAAGGCUGCACCUGGAAGUUUGCCCGCUCCGACGAACUGACGAGGCACUACCGCAAACACACAGGAGUGAAGCCAUUCAAGUGCGCAGACUGUGACCGCAGCUUUUCCCGCUCAGACCACUUGGCGCUGCACCGCCGCAGGCACAUGCUGGUGUGAGAAACGCUCCCCGUCUCCGGCCGCCCUUGAGAGCUGGCUCUCUUAACUCCCCUGAGUGAAUGAAUUCAGCAGGGCUGAAUCCCCUCCUACAGUGUUAACGUGCAGGGCAUUCCGUGGUGUCCCUCUCAAAAAAAAUAAUAAUAA
This is a messenger RNA of Tinamus guttatus (white-throated tinamou), 1238 nucleotides long. Lineage: Eukaryota; Metazoa; Chordata; Aves; Tinamiformes; Tinamidae. The record is from RefSeq and is a predicted model, not a curated record.